AUUAAAAGGCCCGUGGGGCCAGUCUCUCACCAACUGGCAACCCCUUGAUCCCUCUUGACGUGGGUCCCCAAGUUGUUUCAUCAGGUCUCAGCGCGACCUUGGCAAGCAUUUACUCGAUCCACGCAACCUCGACGUCUAUUCUAGGGGUGCUUCAAACUUAUUUUUGAGGGGCAUUUGUUUCACCAUGAGCACUCGCCCAUACAGUGCUCUUUCCCAAGCAGAUAUCCUCGAUUGUAUUCCCUCCACUGGGUAUUCUGCGUAUUCAGUAAAUGAUUUUUUUGAGGGUAUACGGCGCAGCCGGAACGCGGCGACCACCAAGAUCCUGUCUUGCACUCGCUAUGGCGACAAUAAUGGUGUGCCCCACCGGUUUCUGAUCCUCCACGCCCAGAGAGAACCCGAGAAAGACUUCUAUGUUCGUCUGGAUCGUCGGCCGGACAAUAGUAAUGGGGGCCUUUUGUCCAACUUGAGCAAAUCACCUGCACAGGACACUGUGGUCAUUUCGGGAAGUAUGGAGAAGCUAUGUCAACAAUGUCAACACAUGUCAAGGGAUGAAGCAAGGAUGGAAUUUCCUACCAAACCAUCCCUCCUCGAUAUCGGAAAGGUUAUUGCGUCCAUCGCAUCGGAGUCGCAAGCCUACCGUUUGUCUAGGGAAAACUGUUGGUUCUUUGCCUCCAUCACGCAGGACUUGUUCAUGCGUUGUUUCGAUGCGCAUUACGAUAGAGGCCAAUUGAAUCACCCAGACCUCGUCAGGCAACUCCGAGUGACCAUAAGAUCACGGGUUUACCGCGACGAACUUCGUCUCGGAGACUUGUUGCAGCCCAUAAAGCAAUUCGCCCAAGAUAUAGGUGACGUGGAACUGACCGGGGCGGUGUAUUUUGCCUUGCGGAUUAUUGUUCAAUGCCAUAAAGCCUUUUUUACUCAGUAUCCACCUCAAGACUUUUUUGCUGCGGAAGCGGAAGUGCGCCAGUUGCUUGGCGCCUUUAUCAUUGCUCUCCAUGAACACCUCCUUGGGGUCCUUGGAAUCCAGGGUAUGAUAAAGUUUUCAGAUGACUUUGCUUCCCAGUUACAUAGGCUUUGCCAGAGCUGGAGCGCUGAACACCACAUGAACUUGUCCCUCACGCACCGGACGAGGCAUCCGUUUACCGUAUUUAGUUUAUCUUUAACUGAACUCUUUGGGUUUCCACUCUCGGGCGAAGGUUGUGACUCAGAUAAAUCGCUCGUUUUUCAUCUCAUUUAUGGCUCGAAUGGUGCCGCAAAAGACCCUCAAUGUUCCCCACUUCCAGGCCACAGGCUUGUCCUCCUGCUCCUUAAAUCACUUCGAUGCGCUGAAAAUUUGAAGUCUUCGCCAUUAAUGGGAUCGCAGCACUUGAGGAACCGACAUGUGUUCAAUCUCCAAACGGAAUUUGACAGGGUCAUCCCUCCUCAGGUGCGAUCGCUUUGGCAGCACUGUCAUUCUAUCCUAUGUGAAUGUGGUUCGAGGGUCGAGCAAGCCCGAUCAGUUAUGUCGAGUUCGAUACCAGCACUUCUGCAUUGGGUAGCGGCGAUGGGCAUCAUGGGCGAACUUGACCAAGCCUGUCAUGUCUUGCACAAAUUCGAACGAUAUCUGGCUUCGGAGGAAAGGGCCGGAGUUCGUGAACUAUACCGAUUGGUUCUUCAAUCCAAAACUUCCAUCGCAACACAUUCCUUAUCACUUCUUGGCGGCUUUUAUCCUUUCAUUCCGUCUUACAGCCGGCUUCGUUCCCUUUACCCCGUGGAGACCAACACAACACGUUCCAAGGCAUGGGUGGCUGCACAUCGAGUGACAUCGAGGGUCUCAUGGUCCCCAUGUGUCGGCCAAUUUCAACAUCCGGGCGUAGUGCUGUCGUUGGCAUACUCGCCAAAUGAAUCGUACGUGGCCACCGGUUCGCGUUCCGCUGUGUACGUCUGGGCUGCAAAGUCUGGAGCAAAACGUCGGACGUUCGAAGGUCAUAUUCGAGACGUGUGUUCCGUGGCCUUCUCACCCGACAGUACACGCCUUGCGUCCGCUGACGAUGGAAAGGUCUGCAUUUGGGAUGUAGCAACUGGGGAGCUGCUCCGGGAGCUCGACGGGUGCACAAGCGUUGCGUUCUCACUCCAUGACCGUCACAUGGCUACUGCUGCCCCUGAUUGCGCCGUAAAAAUCUGGGAUGUGGAAUCAGGAGAACUCUCCCAGACGCUCACUGGGCACACGAGCCAGGUUAACUCCGUUUCUUUCUCGCCCAACGGCCGUUACCUUGCGUCAUGUUCAGAUGAUAAGACUGUGCGUGUCUGGGCAGUAGCAGCUGAGGUUUCGCUCCACCGUCUCCUUGAAGGGCACAGUGACAGGGUGGUAUCCGUCGCGUUCUCGCCCGAUGGCUCGCGCUUGGCGUCCGCAUCGUACGAUACAACUGUGUGCAUCUGGGACGUAGAGUCUGAUGCCCCCCCGCGGAUUCUUGGAGGUCACAAUGACGCCGUAUGCUCUGCCGUGUUUACACCGGACGGUCUCCAUCUGUUCACCGCUUCACGAUCCAGUUCGUAUGUCCAUUUCUGGAACGCUGUAACUGGAGAUCUACUCGGACAACUUCCGGCUCCUGUUGGAAGUAGCGGUUGUCUUGCAUUUUCGCAUCACAAGCGCCGCCUCGCCACUGGUUCAGAAAACAGUGUGCGAGUGUGGGAAGUGCCGGCAGAAUGGUGUCUCUCCGGGUCUGUGGGACAUAUUGGACCUAUCUCAUCAAUCGCCAUCUCGUCAGCUAGUCGUCGUGUAGCGUCAGCUUCGGAGGAUAGCACAGUGUACAUUUGGGACAUGGCGACGAGCUCGCCACUUUGGAAGCUCGAAGGACACGCCGAGGGGGUCUAUAGUAUUGUAUAUUCGCCUGAUGCUCGUCGCCUGGCCUCCACUUCGAAGGACAAAACGGUGCGCAUCUGGGAUGUGAGAAUAGGAAUAUUACUCUGGACGCUCGAAGGUCAUACCGGGGAGACCCUUGAUGUUGCGUUCUCACCUGAUGGUCUUACUCUCGCUUCCACAUCCAGAGAUAUGACCACUCGCGUUUGGAGCGUGGAGACGGGGACGCUUCUUUGGACCAUUCAUCUUAAUGGAAUACAUGACGCAUAUUCGUUGAAUGACCGUCACCUCUGCAUCUGGGACGCGACAACCAAGAAUCAAAUUUUGGACUUGCCAUUGCCCCCAUUACCCUACAGAUUCGAUGGCCAUCCUUGGGACCAUAUCUCGUUUCAGAGCGAUUCGUCCAUAUUGCUUAAAUCCAAACAUUAUUCUGCAAUAUUCGAUAUCACUGAAAAGACCCUGACCGCCCCGUCACCCUCACAAGCAGAGUCCCCUUCCUCGGCACCCACUGUCGUUUUGGAUAGUUCCGAGAACUCCCUCUAUGUCAAACGAGAAGGGGGUAGCCUUCGCCUUUGUUUCCUUCCCGAUUACUUUGAAGCCACCACUCCUGUAGUGCAGAACGAAAGCUAUGUCUGUAUAGGGGGGAAAUCGGGUGAGGUUGUUUGUGUUGAGCUUGAUCCAGCCUCCCCCUCUGUUCAGUAUUCAAGCCUCACCGCAUUCCCAUUCACCCGGUUGUACGCGUAAUAGACACUUAUACGCAAGCUAGCACAACGAAUUCGCUGAUUCGAGUCCCGAUGUCUCGUACUUCUCGGUUGCAUCUCCAAGCGGCGCAGCUUCGAAGCCCUGGCCAUCAACACGUUGGUUUCUUUAUCCUAUUGUUAUGGGAUUGGAAUAUGUAUUGAUCAAGCCGUACCCGCGUGCCCUGGGGUUCUGGGCUGAUGCGGCAUUCUUCUCAUCUCCAUGACGCCCAUUGACCAGCCGUUCCACCUCUCAUCCAUCAACGGCCUGUGUCAGCCACACCGUCCCUCAUUUGGGAUCUUAAGAUAAUUCUCAAUGCUGAUAAUUUUC
Molecule: messenger RNA, 3907 nt
Organism: Cantharellus anzutake
Lineage: Eukaryota; Fungi; Basidiomycota; Agaricomycetes; Cantharellales; Hydnaceae
Product: WD40-repeat-containing domain protein
Exons: 8
Coding region: 185-3583 (1132 amino acids)
Molecular function (GO): protein binding
Source: RefSeq, a predicted model, not a curated record